GAAGUAGACAGACACCUUCUGAAGUUUUAUGCAUGCUGUGUUUUUUCUUCUUGCUGCAACAAGAAAAGCCUUUCUUUUAACCUGGCUGCCUUUGAAGAAGUGACUCAGACAUCCUCAUGGCCUGUAAAGAUGCACAGAACCAAAGAAGUAGAGGUCUGCCUGGCUUUCUUCCUGGAGCUCCAGACCCUGACCGCAGCUUUCACCUCUCACCUCCCAAUCCAGGGAACCAAGUUCUCCCUCCGCUGGCCAGCCUCCCUCCUGGGCUAGAAUAUUUAAGACAGUUAGACCUGAUAAUUAUACACCAGCAGGUGGAGCUUCUUGGAAUGAUACUUGGCACAGAGACCUCCAACAAAUAUGAGAUUAAAAACAGUUUGGGACAAAGAAUUUACUUUGCAGUGGAGGAAAGCAUCUGCUUCAAUCGUACUUUCUGUUCCACGCUUCGAGCUUGCACUCUGAAGGUCAUGGAUAACUCAGGUCGGGAGGUGAUUACAGUAAACAGGCCCCUGAGGUGUAACAGCUGCUGGUGUCCUUGCUACCUGCAAGAGUUAGAAAUCCAAGCCCCUCCUGGUACUGUAGUUGGUUACGUUGCACAGAAGUGGGACCCCUUUCUGCCUAAAUUCACAAUCCAAAAUGCAAACAAAGAAGAUAUUUUGAAAAUCAGUGGUCCUUGUGCAACAUGUGGCUGUUUUGGCGAUGUGGAUUUUGAGGUGAAGACCAUUAAUGAAAAACUUACAAUUGGGAAGAUUUCAAAGUACUGGUCAGGAUUUGUAAAUGACGUCUUUACCAAUGCUGACAACUUUGGAAUUCAUGUUCCCACAGAUUUAGAUGUGACAGUCAAGGCAGCAAUGAUUGGUGCUUGUUUUCUCUUUGAUUUUAUGUUCUUUGAACAUUCACUGGCUGGCUUAUAACAAGCAAGAUGACAAAAACGAUCAAGUAUGCAUGAACAGGUUUCAAAAUCCCCUGGGCUCUGGAUUUCAUUUCUGAAUGGUUUGCAUAUUUGUUUUUUUUUUUUUGUAACAAAUGU
This is a messenger RNA of Suricata suricatta (meerkat), 1024 nucleotides long. RefSeq names its product phospholipid scramblase family member 5 (gene PLSCR5). The record is from RefSeq and is a predicted model, not a curated record. The transcript has 8 exons. Gene Ontology annotation, biological process: plasma membrane phospholipid scrambling. The coding region runs from base 117 to 908 and encodes 263 amino acids. Gene Ontology annotation, cellular component: plasma membrane. Gene Ontology annotation, molecular function: phospholipid scramblase activity. NCBI's taxonomy places the organism in Eukaryota, Metazoa, Chordata, Mammalia, Carnivora, Herpestidae.